AUGUUUGUAGAAUACUGCUUUAAUCCAUCAUCAGAGGAAGAUGACCCAUCCUUUACAGCUUAUCAAUCGUUCCAUUCGUGUGUUGUGAUGCUGAUGGUGGUAUGUGGCCUUUUUGGAAUUACGAGCAAUCUGGGUCUUUCUGCUUCUUUGAGGGGCAACUUUAAAUUUCAACAGCUGAUCAAGAUCAUUCCCUUUGCUGACAGUUUGUUCGUUCUCUGCUCAAUAAUAGAUUCCUUACAGAGUACAUUCCAUACUACAAUACCUCAAUCCAUUCUCAGGAUUUACCCCAUCGUUCUCUAUCCUUUAUACAGGAUAACUAUCAGCUACUCUGUCCUACUAAGAGUUGCUCUUGGAGCAGAACUACUCUAUGGUGAUCAUGAAGAAAACUCUGGAAAAUUCUCGGCCACCAGUCCCUGUUUGAGCCUGCUGGUCGCUGUGUUAUUAAACACUGGAAAGUUCCUAGAAGUGGAGCUAGGGGAACUAUGCUGGGAUUUCAGGGAAUCAGCUGGAAAUUGAUGAAUUGUGAGACCUGA
Messenger RNA from Eurytemora carolleeae, 533 nucleotides. RefSeq lists its product as uncharacterized. The transcript has 6 exons. The coding region runs from base 1 to 516 and encodes 171 amino acids. NCBI's taxonomy places the organism in Eukaryota, Metazoa, Arthropoda, Copepoda, Calanoida, Temoridae. The record is from RefSeq and is a predicted model, not a curated record.